AUGGCCCGAGGGCGUCCCACAGACUCGCCCGGCGGCAACGAACCGGAGCGGCAAGAAGAUACAGGAGAGUCCGCCAGCUGUGUUCAUGCAGAAGCCACCAAACCGGGAGAAGGGUGGCUUAUAUAUAAUGGCGAAUACCGGUCGUUGAUCUGCGCCUUUCACGGCUAUGCGGUCUGCAGCCUCGAGGGUCACUUGAGGGACCGUCACCCAGACAUCGACCAUCGGGCCCGCAGCGAUAUCAUCCACCGCCAUAAGGGUCUACAGCUGCAAGGGCCGGCAUUGGAGCAGCUCGUCCAGCACGGUGCGUCAAACCCGACCCGGGCCGUCAAGGGUCUCGUCGUUCACCGGGGCUUCGCUUGCACCUGGCCGGGUUGCAGGCACCUCACGCCGAGCUGGAAGUGCCUGCGGGUUCACCUCAACGGCGAGCACAACAUAAAGGGAGCCAAGGCGCAGGCGGGCCUCUGGACCGGCGUCUAUCUGCAAACCUUCUUUACAGGUCCAAAGAGGGCGAUUUACUACUUCUGCGUAAGAAUCUCGACCAGCGGUAACGAUGAUGCUGUCUCGGCAGCAGGAGAUCCUCCGACGCCGGUCGGCAGGGGGAGAAGAGCGACGAUGGCAGACAGGCAGCAGACGCACCCGGAAGAUCAGACGAUGAUCGCCGACAUCACCCAAGGGUGGUCACUGCAGCAGGAGGAGCAGGAGAAGAUGCAGAAGGUCAUGGAGGAGGGGAUCCUGAGGCACGAGACGACGAACUGGCUGAAGAGGACCGGCUGGUCAGCCCACUUCGCCGGGAGGAAUCUGGUGGAUAUCCAAGCCUGCAGCAGGAUGCCCGGCUGUGACGACGACGAGCUGCGACGGAUGGCCACGGCUCUAGAUCGUCUAUUCUUCGACCGCUGCAUCGGCGGGUUAAAGAGCAUGCCCCUGAUGACCCGCCUGCUCCUGGCCAGCCCCCACCCUCACGAUGCCCACAGCCGACCGUUUGGGCCGCUGCAGGAGAAGACCAGCAUGGAUCGCUACCUGGUAUAUGUGAAGCGGUUCUUAUGCUAUUGCCUCAACGUGCUGUCGCUGGAGGAGGAUGCGCUGUUUGCCGAACACGGCUUUCGCUUCACGCCUGCACAGAGGGCCAGCCUCGAGCUGCUCUGGGCGCAUCUGCAGGACGAGGAACAGUCGGGCGAGGGGCUGCAGGAAGAGAUAUUGCAGAUUCUGGCGGACUUCUGGAUGCAGCGGCUCGACGGGGACCCUUUUGCGAGCCCGCUGUGGCACUUCGUCGGGGUGCUGGGAAUCGACGGCGAGACGGGGCAGCUCCGACCUGCCCACCUAUUCACCUACGUGCUUGCGGGACUCGUCUUCACGGGGCGGGCGCUGCUGGGAGAGUGGGCUAUACCCACCCGGGAGCGGGCCGGGAUGACGGACCUCGCGCAACGGUUCGCCCAGGUUCGAGACGCCUGGCUUUGCAAGGCGACAUACUCUCCCAUGGGCUAUACGCUCAGCUUGCUGUUAUACGGAAGGAAGAUCGCGCAGGAGACUGGUAGCCGGCUGAUGGUGUCCUGGAGCAAGGACGGCGAGAUGAUGUACUUCAUGGGCAAGCCGAUCCUGAUGGAGAAGAUUCGUCACAUGGUGGCUAGGAUGACGAAAGACGCCGAGGACCUGCUGUGGGGUCAGUUGAUGUUCAAGGAGGGCGACGACGAGCGUUUCAUCCUUCCUCUGGCCGGCAUUGAGGAUGACCUCACCCAUACAAGACGAGGCCGGUCCUUCAUCCAUACCAACGACCUCGCUGGCAAGGAGGUCGAGAUGCUCGAGGACCUCGUCAUGGGCUCGCGGAAGACAGAGUUCCUAGAUCGAGCGGGCGAGUGGAAGUGGGCGGGCAUCAGGAAGUACCUGAAGCUGCCGAGGGAAGAGAUCACGGGCCUGCGCCUGGUCAACGGCAUCAACAGGGACCGCAACGUCUUUGUCAUCGACGGCGAUGUUGUGCUCGUCACCCAGUACCACAAGUCUCUGGCCCACUUCGACUCGCCGAAGGUGAUCCCCCGCUUCCUGCCGGAGAGGAUCGGGCAGCUGCUCGUGAUGUACAUGGUCUACAUCCGACCGCUGACGGAUCGCUGGGAGGCGGACAGAUGGGAGCUAUAUGGCAAGAUGGCACCGCCGAGCGACUUCAUCUGGCAUAACGAGACGGGGCCAUGGGAGAGCAGUCGUAUGUCUGGGGCCAUGGGGAAGUGGACCUCCCACUAUAUCGGCCGCAGGAUCACGCUCCAAGACUGGCGCCACAUCGCCAUCGCCAUCAGCAAGAAGCACGCUCGCGACCGGGGGGCCGCUCGGGCAGACUUUGAGGACGGCGACGACGAUGACGAGUCGGAGCAGUACGAGGCGCCGGACGAUCUGGCUGCCUGUCACACCGGCCAGACAGCCGCCAACUACGGUGUCACGAUCGAUGUGCUGAAGCGCUUGACGGCCGAGUCUCUGGACAUAUUCGGGCAGGUGAGCCGUCGUUGGCACAAGUUCCUCGGCUGCGACGCGCAGCAGCAAUCGGCCUUGGAGCCGCCGCCGUCAACUUCGUCCUCGAAGCGCAAGGGUGCGGCCGAGUCUGGCGGCGAGGAGAAGAAGUGCCACCCUCCCCGGAAGCGGGCCAAGAUCGCCUCGCUCGAGAAGCUAAGGGCAGGUAUGACAGCAGCAGUGGGGGACAAGAAGAAGGACGACAUGAUCCUGCGGGCACUCCGGGCUGUCCUGCGUGAUGACGCUGCCCAGUUUCGGUCACCCCAGCAAGAAGAGGCCGUCAGGUUGGCCGCGGCGAAGCAGAGCCCGCUGGUUGCCGUGCUGCCAACGGGCGGCGGGAAGAGCUUGGUCUUCAUGGUCCCGGCUAUGCUGGCAGGUGCAGGCGUGACCAUCGUGGUGGCUCCGUUCGCCGAGUUGAAGAGGCAGCUAGUCACACGCUGCGUCGAUGCCGGCCUAGACUGCAAGUCCUGGCCCGAGGCGCGUGAAUCUUGGCCCAGGGUUACGCUGGUCUCGGCCGAGGCGGCUGUCACCGAUGACUUCCUGCAGUGGGCCGCUGAUCUGAGUGUCAGGGGAAGGCUGGACCGAGUGGUCAUUGACGAGUGCCAUCUGUCAUUCACUGCCGCCGAAACCUACCGCGCGAAGCUCCGGUGCCUCGUUCUCCUGCGGAGCUUGGGGUGUCCCUUCGUAUUCCUCACUGGGACCCUGCCGCCGCUCCGUCAACGCGACUUCGAAGAAGCCAUGCAGCUCCAGGCUCCGCUCUACAUACGGGCUUCGAGCCAUCGGCUGAACGUGCGGUACUCCGUCCUUCGCGUCCGUAACGGACGGGGCGUCAUGGAGGUGAAGAGGCUGGUGGACGCCCGGCUCCCACGUCUAGCACCGGGGGAGAAGGGGGUCAUAUACUGCACCAGCCACGCGAAGUGUAGAGCGCUUGCCCGGCAGCUUGGUUGCCAUUACUAUCACGCUCAGCGCGAUGAUAGCGAUGCGCAGUUCCUUGCCCAGCGCGAGCAGGGCUUCCAGGCAUGGGUCAACGGCGAAACACCCUACAUCGUGGCUACCGCGGCUCUAGGCACGGGCCUUGAUGUUGCAGGCAUCGUCCAUGUCAUCCAUCUCGAGGCCCCAUUCAGCAUCAUCGACUACGCCCAGGAGGCGGGGCGGGGCGGGCGAGCUGGGGAGCCCGUCACCGCAGAGAUAGUCGUCGAGGAGAAGGACUGGCCGGUUGAGGACCAUAUCCGCGACAGCUACCUAGACUUGAGCACGCGCGAGGUACGCAGUCUGAUCCGGACACAAGGUUGCCGUCGCCGCCUCCUUGGCCAAUGCUUGGACGGUGACCUACGGGACUGUGGAGAUCUCGAUGCCGUCCGAUGCGAUAAUUGCCGCCGCGAUGAGCUGUUGUGGAAGAGUGAGCUAUCCUCGCAGGGUAUCAUAGCAUCACAUGCCCGCGGCAGGCGCGAUGCCCUCGCUCUAGAACGUUUCGAGGCCGCCUUGGAGGAGAUAGAGGAGCUUGGCAAGAUGGGCUGCCGCAUCUGCUGGAUGUUCGAUGGCGUCAAGGAGGCCGGGCACCAGUGGGGUACCUGUGGUGCCACAGCAGAGAAGGAUCUGUCCUUCUCCAGCUGCAUGAUCUUUCAGGGUCUGGUCAACUACAAGAAGGAUCCACAGGCACGUUUCUUGAGCUGCUUCUACUGUCACGUAUCGCAGGAGCUCUGUCGGGACGGUUACGAGACCAAAGGAGCAUCAUGUCGGUGGAAGCAUGCUGUAGUCCCUAUGGCGUUGGCCGCCGUGACGGAGGCAGAUAUAUGGUCGCAAGUCCAGGAGGCUGCCGGUCGAGACUUCAAAGGUCGGGAUGACUAUGCUGACUGGCUGGGCCGUAAGCAUAGCAAGUUGGUAUGCGGGCGAGAGAUGACCAAUGCUAUGGCCGUCUUUGAUCUAGUGCUCAAGUGGAGACAAACUCAAGAGCUUAGUUAA
Messenger RNA from Fusarium falciforme, 4452 nucleotides. RefSeq lists its product as hypothetical. The record is from RefSeq and is a predicted model, not a curated record. Gene Ontology annotation, biological process: double-strand break repair via homologous recombination. Lineage: Eukaryota; Fungi; Ascomycota; Sordariomycetes; Hypocreales; Nectriaceae. Gene Ontology annotation, cellular component: RecQ family helicase-topoisomerase III complex; cytoplasm; nucleus. Gene Ontology annotation, molecular function: nucleic acid binding; four-way junction helicase activity; ATP binding. The transcript has 2 exons. Bases 1 to 4452 code for a protein of 1483 amino acids.